GCCGAGAAUAAAAUCAAUGCUCCAUCUGCUUGCAUUCUGCCUAGUCGUCGCACAAACAUUUUAAAAUGUGGAUUCUUGGAGUAUUUUUCCUGUGUUUGGCUUACACCUGCUGUGGGGAAGAACUGCCUGAAGGAUGUAUGAGCGUCGAUGCAAUGCGGACGCAGUUUGCAAAGCCAAAAGUUAUACAAGUAAGAGGACAAGGGAAUUUGUACAGUCCUGGAUUUGAGAAAAAUGAAGGCUAUCCUGAUUAUGUGCAGUGCUCUUAUCAGCUGCAGGCACCGGCUAACAUGCAUGUCCGACUAAAGUUCAACGUACUGGAUAUAGACACCACAGAUGGGUGCGGCGCAGAUUCUGUCAGCAUUCAUGACUUCGAUUCCCAGGGCAGAGGAGUAUUACAGGCUAUGCACUGUGGUAAUGAACUACCUUAUGAUUAUGUGUCACAAUCCUUCGCUUUUCAAGUGGUUUUGAAGACUGACUUUUUCGGCUCCAGAAGGGGUUUCAACAUCACUUAUUCUGCACAACCCACAACAGACGUGUGUUCUGCUGGUUUGAAACAAUGCAGGAAUCGCAAUUGCGUCGAAUACUCUAAAUUAUGCGACGGGAACGAUGAUUGCGGAGAUGGCACAGAUGAAGAAAAAUGCUCACGUUUGAUUCCAGACGAUACUGAGUGUGGUGUUUCAGACAUCAAGCCUUUAGCCUUUUCAGAUUAUGAUCGAAUUGUUGGAGGAAUGGAGGCAUUGAAGGGCAGCUGGCCUUGGAUGGCUGACCUUCAAAUUAAAUACAUCGUACCAAAUGGACACACUUGUGGAGGUGCGCUCAUCAAUUCGCAGUGGGUGCUCUCAGCUGCUCACUGCUUCCAGGAUCCAAUCAUGCGAAAACCUGGUGCGUGGAGAAUCCACCUCGGGAAUCACAACAAAUUCACUAAAGACGAAGGAGAACAAGUGCGAUUUGUUGAACGCAUUGUCAUCUAUGAUGAUAUUCCACCAGUGAUCUUUGAGAAGAAUGGGGAAUUCGAUAUGGACCAUGAUAUUGCUCUGCUCAAACUGAACGCACCUGUGAAAUUCACCAAAUAUGUCAAGCCCAUCUGCCUGCCUGAUCCUUACACACAACUCAGCAUCAUUGACAACUGCUACGCAAUAGGAUGGGGAGCUACAAGAGGCACUGGCAGCUCAGAUGCUCUGAAACAAGCUUACCAUCCCAUUCAAUCGACUGUACUUUGCUCCAGACUUGUAGGAGGAAGUUUUAAUCCCCAGACUAUGAUUUGCGCCGGCAGUAUGGCGCCACUGAAUGGAGUUUGCCAUGGUGACAGCGGUGGCCCACUACUUUGCGAACUCAACAAAGUCUGGAAAAUCGUAGGGGUUGCAAGUUACGUUACCGAUGGCACAGGAACUGAAGGAUUGUGUGGUUUGAAGGGUCGACCGAGCGUUUUCAAUAAAAUACAAGUAAAGUUGGGAUGGAUUAGAAGAAUGAUUAACCGUUACACUUAAUAAGAUAAACCGCAAUAAAUUUAAAAGUAAAGCAAGUAAAUAAAUAAUUUUUUUUUCA
This is a messenger RNA of Argiope bruennichi, 1545 nucleotides long. RefSeq names its product transmembrane protease serine 6-like. The record is from RefSeq and is a predicted model, not a curated record. NCBI's taxonomy places the organism in Eukaryota, Metazoa, Arthropoda, Arachnida, Araneae, Araneidae. The transcript has 9 exons. Gene Ontology annotation, biological process: acrosome reaction; proteolysis. The coding region runs from base 66 to 1487 and encodes 473 amino acids. Gene Ontology annotation, molecular function: serine-type endopeptidase activity; protein binding.